Phytophthora sojae is the source of this 4794-nucleotide messenger RNA. RefSeq names its product patched family protein. Bases 1 to 4794 code for a protein of 1597 amino acids. The record is from RefSeq and is a predicted model, not a curated record. Lineage: Eukaryota; Oomycota; Peronosporomycetes; Peronosporales; Peronosporaceae. The transcript is spliced from 3 exons. Gene Ontology annotation, cellular component: membrane.
AUGUGGCUGUUCGCGGCCAUCAGCCUCGCGAUCGCGACGCCGUGCUUCCGCGCGUGGCUCGAGGCGCUGUUCGCCGAGCUGUCCAUCAUCUUCUUCACGUACCUGCGGCUGGUGUCGGCCGGCCUGAGCCUCGUGCUGCUGCUGGCGCUGGCCUUCCACGGCCGCCGCUUCCUGCGCAGUCGUCGGACGGGCCUGGCGCGCGUCCACUGGCGGCGCGGCACCAGGCGCCGCGCGCUCAUGCUGCGCGUCAAGAGCACGACCAGCGAGAUCGCGGGCAGCGGCUUCUACCCGCCGCAGCUCUGGACCUCGUCGCUCUUCGCGCUGGCCAUGCUGCCCAUUAUCAACAGCGUCGUGACGGCGGCCGCCGCCCAAACGGCUUUCGACGCCGACGCGGCGGCACUCGUGACGCUGCAGCAGCAGCUGACGACCUGCAAGUACUCGGGAGGCGACGACUGUCUUGACGACGUGACUGCCAUCUCUGUGCUGGGGAGCUAUCAGCAGGCGAGUGGAUACUGCGUGGCCUUUGACGCGGCCUAUGUGAAUGUGACGACGGGGGCGGCACUACCGGCCCAGUACUUCCCCAUCGGGGUGGAGGAGGCCCACGCCCAGGGCUUUGCCAACAACUUCUCGGCGUGGUCCGAGACCAACCAGGAGAAGUUCAAGACGGACUGCCCCCUGCUGUUCAACGAGACGGUGAGUGGAGACGGAGAGGGGCUGCUGUGCUGUACCGAGACGCAGUACGAGAUGCUGAGCCUGCAGGUCCGGAAGCUGCCUGGAGAGUGCACGUCCUGCAAGCAGAACCUGCGCAACCUGUGGUGCCAGUUCACGUGCCAUCCGAGCAACAGCCUGUUCGUGGACGUGACGCAGGUGCGGCUUAUGGAGGGAGACGCGGACCACGCGGACGAGGUCUUCCCCGCCAUCGAGGAGGCCACCUACUACGUGGGCAGUGACAUGGUGCGCGACCUGCACGACUUUUGUGAGGCCGACUCGGGCUUCAUGCCGCUGUUGUGCGGGAUGAAUGCCGAUGGUAAUUGCUCGACGACAGGCUCGGACAUGUUGGGGUACCUUGGAGCGUACAGCUUUGACGGUGUGGGAUCGCCCUCGCAGGUGAUCUUCACUACGAUGGAGCAGCUGUCAGCGGCUGAGCAGGAGGACAAGAUCUGUGCCUGUGACAGCAGCAACACGACUGGCUGCUUUUCGCCGAUGGAUACGCGGCUUGAGUCGUGCGUGGAUACGUGUGGCUCGCUCUGUGCUGUGAGUGAUGAUGACAGCCGGCAGUAUCAGGCGGCUUGCUACAGUUCCGGCAGUACGUCGGCAUCCGACGAUUUGAGCACUGUCACUACAGCCACGACCAGCACCAGCGCUGCUGAUAAGCUUGAGUCUUUACUGUCGGAUUUGUCGUCCCGUGCGGAGGGUGGUAGUUUUGCCGUGCUAAACUAUGUCCUUGCUGUUCUCGCAUUCUUUGGCGCCACAGCGCUUGCGCUCGGCUUCGCGUACUCGACGCGGUACGGCAGGAAGAAGCGCCAGUCUGUGCUGGACGACCCUGUUAACGGUUUGGGAUCUGGAAUGCUGUCACUCGUGAAUUUGGAUCAGUUGAAGGGAAUCGGACGUUGGGAUGACCGGCUGACGAUGCACUUGAAACGCUGGGGAGAUUUCGUGGCCAUGGGGAACCACCCGUUGUACAUUAUUCUACUGUCGUUGAUGGUUGUCGUUUGCUGCUCGAGUGGGUUGAUCCGCAUGGAAGUGGAGACGGACUCCAUGAAGCUGUGGGUUUCCGGUAGGAGCUCUGUUUUUCAGGAGAGGACGCGCUUCGGCGAGAUGCUUGGGCCAGUGGAUCGUAUGGAACGACUGGUCCUUGUCACUAAGGACGGCGGCGCAGUGACCAGACCAGCGUAUAUCAAGGAGGCGAUCCGCUUGCAGCAAGUCAUUGGAAGCGAGGUUGCCGCUGACAGUAUUACACUGAGUGAGAUCUGCGUCAAAGACGCCUCGAGCUCUCCAUGCCAGGUGAAUUCCGUAACGCAGUACUUCCAGAACAGCAUGGAUCACUUCAACAUGUACGAUGCGUAUGGGCUCGUAGGCAAGCACUUGAGCAACUGCGCUAAUGCUCCGGAACGAGCGGACGGUAAUGUGUGCAGUGAGCUGCAAGUGCAACUCAAUGCCUCGGGUGCUUCGCUUCCGACGAGUAUGAGCGGCUGCCCUUGUGCGUCGUCGUUUGGGGUGCCGAUGGCUGAGCUGGAGAAGUACCUGGGCGGAUUGAGUACUGACGGUGGAUCAUUGAAUGCCAGUGCUUAUCUGGAGCAAGCGACAACUCUCUUUUCAACUGCCAUGGUGACUAACCACCAGGAUGGUGCUAAGAACGCAGAUGCAAUCGCUUGGGAACGCGCGUAUAUCGCGCGGAUGGAGAAAGAAUCGGAUACCAACACGAUGUAUGAUAUCUAUUAUGCUGCAGAGGUGUCUGCUGACGACGAGUUCGUGGCUGCUUCCAACUUGGACAUCGUCUUCAAGGCUGGAAUUGCAGGCUUUCUCUUUAUGUUUGUUUACGUGGUCAUUGGACUGAACCACUGGAAGCUGGACUACCGCUUCUUCCAUUCGUCAAAGAUCGGUGUGGGUUUCAUGGGCGUUGCGUGCAUCCUGAUGGCCGUGGGCGGGACCUUGGGUAUCUUUGCGUGGACUGGAGUAAAGCUUCAGAUCGUGACGCUCGUUGUGAUGCCGGUGGUUGUACUUGCGAUCGGCACUGGAAACAUCUUCCUGAUCCUGCAUGCCGUCGACCUGAAGCAAGAAGAGUUGAAGAUGGAGCAGCGCUCACUGUUUGUGGGUCUUGAAGACAACGAUUUCGGUAUUCAUGAGAUCACGUGUGUGCUGCUGUGCGAGGCAACGGGUUAUAUCGGCCCCAGCAUGAUCGCGACGUGCGUAUGCGAGUGCUGUAUCGUUGCUUUUGCAGCAUAUUCGACCAUGCCAGCUGCACAGUGGCUCGCUGGAUCGUUGGUGCUUGGGCUCGCAGCCAGUUUUGCUUUGCAAAUGACCUUGUUCCUCGCCAUCGUAGCGCUGGACAAGCGUCGUGAGCUCAGCGGCACGUACGAUGUGAUCUGCUGUAAGCGGGCAUCGUUCGCUCGCCGCCCUCGCCUCUCCGAAGACGAGACGACUGCUGCGACCGAAAACUCGUCGUUCCCUGGAAGCACUAUUUCACUGCCCGACUUGAACUUGAUGAACCGAUGCGUUGCUGGAUACAUCCAUGUGCUGCUCAAGAAGGUGUCGAAGGUGUUGGUGCUCCUCGUGUUUGCCGCGUGUACUCUGGCGGCGAUUGUCUCCAUCGAGGCAAUGGAUCGCGGUCUUUCACCGAACUCGUUCAUCCCGACGAACUCGUAUCUGCACGCAUACUACCGUGCAGUGGACGAAAAUGACUUGUCGACGAAGGAGUUCCCUGCCUAUUUCGUUGUUGAAGCUGGCUACGGAAGCAACCCUACCGGAUUCAACGAUCUCGCCAACGAUGCGGAAGCUCAAUGCAAACUGUGCUCGUCGAAGGAGUUCUGCGACGACUUGUCGAUCCCGAAUAUUCUCAGUGCGUUGGUUGCCGCUGGGGAAAGCAACGUCACGUUUUUCAAGGACGGCACUGUUGUUGGAUCAUGGUUGGACGACUUCUGGAGCUUUGUUGACCCAGCCAGUGAGUGCUGCCGCGUCGAUGCGGAGAACGACUACUCGUAUUACGCUAUUCUACCGGAAGAGAGCAGCGCUGAAUAUGUGCUCAAGCGCGCGUCCAACGCGCCAUCGUGUCUCGCUGACUCAAGUGCGGUGCUCUCAGUGCCCGAUGAAUCGUUCAUGUCGUUGUUCAGCAUGUUCUCGACUGCGGCUGCUGGACCCUUGUGCUCGUACGCAGCAGGCACGCGCUACCAUGGACAGCUCAGCGUUGAUAGCCAACCUAUUCCUGCCAUGAGCAGUAGUGCUGCUGCGGGCGUGACUCUCAAUGGCACUGGCUACGGCAGUGAUGUGACGGCGUUUGUGUACAAGGUUCUGAGCACUACAGUCGGCUCGUCAAAGAUUUCAGGAAGCCAAGAAGGAGCAAUCGCAGCCUACUCGCAAGCUCAGCACAUUGCCAAGUGGAUCAGCGAGGAAACUGGCAUCGAUGUGUGGGCGUACUCCCCCGAGUACGUUUAUCUGGAUCAGUUCCACUCGGUUCGUCGUACUGCGUACAUUGUGGUGGGUGUCGGACUCGCAGUGGUGUUCGUGCUGCAGAGUUUGGCUCUGGGGAGUUACUGGUAUGGAUUUGCGGUGACUUGUGUCGCUGCAGCCACGGUUGUCCAAGUCGCUGGCCUCAUGAUGCCGAUGGGGGUCCCAAUCAACUCGCUUUCGAUUGUGAGCCUCUCGAUCGCCGUCACCUUUUCCGUCGGAUUCUCGGGGCAUUUUGCUCGUCUUUUUGCCAAGGCUCGCACCAUCACUGACGACUUGGGCUACUCACCUGGCGGCGAUGCCUGCGUUCGGAAGGUGUUGGCGCAGCUUCUCGCGUCGUGGACGUUGGGCGUCGCCGUCUCCAAGUUCGUUGCCAUCGCAGCGCUCGCGCUUGUCGCCACGCCCGUCUUCGAACCCGCUGGGAACUGUUUCUUCCGGACGCUGAUGGCUGCAGCGGUGUGCGCGUGGCUGAACAGCGCCGUGCUGCUUCCCGUCGGGCUCAGCAUUUGUGUGGAUGCCACGGAAGGCCGCGUGCGUGACGUGAAGCCGACGAAUGAAGAGGGCGGGGAGUACUCGCGUGAGAGCCCUUCGUCGUCAUACCACACUGCGCCGCCGACUAGCAAGUACUGA